Messenger RNA from Psilocybe cubensis, 993 nucleotides. RefSeq lists its product as uncharacterized. The transcript is spliced from 3 exons. NCBI's taxonomy places the organism in Eukaryota, Fungi, Basidiomycota, Agaricomycetes, Agaricales, Agrocybaceae. The record is from RefSeq and is a predicted model, not a curated record. Bases 1 to 993 code for a protein of 330 amino acids.
AUGGAUGUCGCAUUCGAGUAUCGAUCGCACCCCCACUUCUUUAACCAACUUACACUUCCGGCAAUCGAAGAUAUCACAGUGAUUUCCUGCAGAGGAAAAUGGAUGCCCGGUCUCACUAGCAUGCUUGCAAAAAACUCCCCGUCUUCAUUAAAGUCAUUCUCUGCUCGAUUGGAAUCCAUCGAUAAAGACGAGUUAUCCAGCGUCCUAAUCCAUACUCCCCAACUGGUUACAUUAAAUAUCACAUUGCCUUCAUCCAGUUCUGACAUUCUCAAUCUUGCCUCUGGAUAUCAAAAUCACCCCCUUUGCCCUCACUUGGAGACAUGCUCUUUCUACGCAGAUGAUCUCAUUAAUCAAGAUCUUACAAAUGCGUUAAAUCUUUUGGCGUAUUCACGUUGCGAACUCGGGAACAAUGCAGAUGAUAUCAAUGUAUUGCUUCCAGGUGAAGUCCGCCCUCUACGAAACCUGACCAUUGAAUUCGGCCAUUCCAAUACACUGGUUCAUUUACAGCAUGGUCGUCUAGAAAAUUGGUCUAUCACACCAACCUCCACAUUGCUCGAACGACUGAACGCUCAUUUAUACGAGAAAUUCCCUGACCUGCCAUUCGGCUACUGCAGUCAACCAAAGAAGCUAAGCAUAGGCUGGGACGAUAAGUUGGGCCGAAUUUUAGCUGACAUCGAAUCUGUCGAAGUGGAUCGUGCCGAGGAUAUAUAUAUGUCCAGGGUCCAUUAUUCAUUGAAGAUAAUUUCCAACUGGGCCAAUUCUGGUCAUGGCAACUGCGCUCAGAGGAUUUUGGACAAGUGGCAACCUUCUAUCGAAAAAAGUUUGAAAGAUCGUCGAUGGGCUUUCAAGCAACGUUUUGCUCUGGUGUAUAUCUCCAAGGACAACGCUCUUCGAAAUUCUCUGGAAAGUGCGAUGACAAUUGCUUAUGGAUUGAAAGAAAGGAUCUCAUUGGCGUCUGUACUGUGGUCAACUUCCAUCGACUUUGAUUUUUGA